Molecule: messenger RNA, 6463 nt
Organism: Rhipicephalus microplus (southern cattle tick)
Lineage: Eukaryota; Metazoa; Arthropoda; Arachnida; Ixodida; Ixodidae
Source: RefSeq, a predicted model, not a curated record
GUUUGAACGAUGGCAACCCCUUCAAAAGGAAAUCAGCCAAGAAGAUCUACCGGAAUCUUUGGUGAUUGAAGAUGACCUUCAUUCCUUCACUGAUCCUUCAACUCCCCGUCCUCACUGUGAUAAUUCAGUUUGCAUAGUUGAAGAGCCAGCAAAGGCAGCACCAUCUGAGGCAGCAGUAGAAAAUGAUAGUACAAUGCCUAGUACAGUUUCUUUCACCUACACUAGCACAGAUCCAAAGUCCAGUGAUGGUUGCGAACUUGAAAGCUUCUCUUUCAAAGAAAGCAUAAUCAAUGACCCUAUGAAAAACAGCAUGGCUAAGAAAUCACACCAAGCUCCACAAGCUACAGAGCCAUCUUAUCCUUUUCCUGUAUUUCCCACUGUUCCUGACUUGCGGGUGGAUAUAUCUCAAGCGAUAGUUGCGAGUCAGUCAGAUAAAUACAGGUCAAAUACCAAUCCACAAAGUCUAGGUGUAUACCAGGACGAUAGGAAGCACUGUGUUCGUCACUCUCAGCUUGCAUGUGAUGAUUUUAAUGACUAUUAUACCAAAAUGCUGAGUGCUAAAAAGACGCAGUCUCUGCAGGAGCCCCCGCUCUGUAGUUCCUGUUCACAGUCGAUGAUGCAAUAUGUCUCUGCAAUCCAGACACUUAUCCAGCAGCUCAGUGUAGACAUUAUUGUGAAAGGCAAAGACCCUCCAGACUGUAGCUGGUGUGCACGGGAGAAACUUGCAUCCUUUCAAAAAACUUGGGUUCCUCCUCCAUUGGGAGGUGACUCUUCAGUGGUAGCCAACAGUCUUGACCAUAAGGAUGCUAAGCAUCCCACGGGCUUGCAUAAUCGGCAGGCAAAUACUGCUUCACCAGAAGCUCAUGCAUGGCAGUGUCCAGAGUCAACUUCGUCAAUGCCUGUGCCAUACUCCAUUUCUACUCAGAACUCCAACAACAACAACAACAAGAGGCAUUCUGAACUCUUGUAUUCAGCCGAACCUGUACAGAACUUUCCAGACAAUGGAAAGUUUCAUAGUGAAGGCACUGCUUCAUUUCACUCUCAGCCUCCGAGUUUGCCUGCUGGCCAGGUACCAGACAUGGCUGUACCCAUGAACAGUCUUGCUAUAAAUCUGCUGAGCAGUGCCCUCGUUCCAACUGGUUCGGAGCUGUCAAAUGUGCCUAAGCAAGAUGAGCUGAGCCUUUGUGCUCCUCAGCUUCCAGAAGUGCAAUAUGUCAUAUCUCCAGAAAAUGGCUUGUCACCUGCAACUUCACAAUGCAAUGGAGGUGUCGUUGAGCCUUCAAAAAGUGAUGAGGUCAGAUUAAGUGCUCAUUUCACUGAAAGUGGAGAACUCCUGAACUUGGUCAAGCGACCUUCAGAGCUCCAGCUUCAUAACCUUGGGUCAAACGUCCAAGAAAAUCAGGCAGGCAGUGAAUUACCUCCAGCAGAACAUAGUGGGGUUAGACGGAAGUCAUCUCUUAGUUCAGAUUGGAUGACUGAUCUGGUCCAGCCGCUUAUCCCAGAACCAGCGGUGCCAAGUGUGCAACAUGAAGCUUAUGUUACCAUGGCAAACAAUGACCUCAGUGCCAUGCUAUGCCUUGUCUUGGGAAACUCACUGUGGCUCUCCAAAACCUCUCGGUCUCUUGUCGUCUUGGUGACUGAUGGAGUGUCUCAUGCAUUCAGACAUCUACUGUCAUGUGUCUUCAAUGUGGUGCUCUCGGUCCGUUCUCUUGGGACUCAAGGUACCACGAAACUUGCUCUCUUGGAACAGCCAGACAUCGGCGUGUCAUACACCAAGCUGCACGCUUGGCGGUUGACACAGUUUUCAAAGUGUAUUUUCUUGGAUGCAGGAAUGCUGGUUGUUCAAAACUGUGAUGAGCUGUUUGAACGUGAUGAGCUGUCAGCUGUACCAGAUAUUGGCUGGCCAGACUGCUUUAAUAGUGGUCUGUUUGUGUAUGUACCAUCUAUGGAAACUUUCUGGGACCUCAUCAGCUUUGCUGAACGCCAAGGCAGCUUUGAUGGCGGAGAUCAAGGCUUGUUAAAUACUUAUUUUCGAAAUUGGUCUUCCGACAUAAAUCGCAGAUUGCCAUUUAUCUACAAUCUUAUGGCAAAUGUCUGCUACACCUACAAGCCUGCAUUUAGGCAGUUUGGUCGUAAUGUCAAAGUGGUGCAGUUCCUUGGUGGAUACAAGCCAUGGAACGUGAAAUUCCAUCCUCCCACAGGCACGUUGUCACCUGCUGCCAGUGUACACCCAACAUAUGCCCAGUUUGUUCAGUUUUGGAUUCAGAUAUUUGUCAAGAGGGUCCUUCCACUCUUCUCUUUGACCAUACAGAACAAGGUCAACGAGCAGCGCUACACUUGUGCUCUGGACAUUCUGCAGCACUUCCCAUCGUUCCUUGUGGCUGAGCCAGUGGCGUACCUUCCUGCACCAUCUCUUCGUACACACCCCAAGCCCAUCCUCUACCUCCCGCCAGGGCCGCGCACUGCUCCUGAAUCGACUCUCGAGACAUCUCCUCCAGACCCCGUAGCUGUUGGCACAGAGUCUGGAGUUCCUGAGGGAGCAGUGGAUCCAGAUCAUGGUGUUGAACCCGAUAAAAAUAGUGCCUCUGUUCCAGCUGCACAGAGUGUAAGCACAGUACCUAAAGAGAAAGACCUACCAAAGUAUUUGCCUUUAGCAGUAGAUGACAACUGCAACAUUCUACCCGAAGUCAGUGUGGAACCCAAAACUGUUAAUGACUUGUCGGGAAUGCUGGCGUGGGAGCAAGGCCGUGCAGACUAUAUGGGCGAGCACUGCUCAGAUAACAUCAUGGCAAAAUUGGAUGAACUCAUUGGCCCCGGUAUCCUGACCAAGUAGAACAUAUCAAUGUAGGCUGUAUUUCGAUGCCACACUUUAGCCAGUAAACAUUAAAUCUCGCUGUCAUAUUUACUAUUUAGCGAUUUUAGAUAUAUUUUUAAAUAUGACUUGUAUAGUGUACCCUUAAAGUUCAAAUGUGUAAUGCUGAAUUCCAAUGACGGAGUCAGAGCAAAUCUUUCUGCUUCAUUUGGAACACGUGUGUUCCAAUGAGAAAGUCAGAGCAAGAGUCACUCCGUGGAGCAGGAAAAGUCGCUCCGCCAAAAUCGGCUCUGUGGACGGAACUUGGCCUGAUAUCCUUUAACACACUUGACUGCGUGGGGGCGCUGCCAUUAGCCACUUGUUUUGGUGGUACAGAUGACAUGGAGGAAUCUGCAAAUUGGGUGGAAUUGCUUCCACUUUCGAAUAGCGACAGCUUAGAGUCAGAAAAAUGUUCCUGCACAAGCGAUUCAUCAGAUAGUGACAGUGACGCUGAAACUGCCACGCACAAGUGGGAAUUCGAGAUAAUUUGGCAGCAAAGAGAAUAAUGUAUGCAAGGUACUCUGCGCAACUUGCCAUUCAAAAAAUAGACCCUCUAUUACUAUAACACAUACAGCGGCAUGUAUUAUAUUCCAAUCAUUGAUCUGUAGGUGUUGCUAUACACCAUAGUCGGGUGCUCGCGUGCAAAGUCCGUCGGCUGCUCCGACUCUGCUAUUAAAAUUCAACAUAAAUCAAGUGCAUUUGAGCUCACUUUUAUCUGCAACUAUUGUAACUGCUACAGGUCUGAGACUUGUUCAAAAUGUUUCGUUGAAAUAAUGUUAUUGUGCUGCUGUUCUUUAAACACCACCUUCAUAAUGCUUCAAAAAAGUAAAUGCUAGUGCUCGUCUCAAACUAUUUAUAUUUUGCCUUUGCAGCAGUUGUGUUUCAUUAAAGGGGCCCAAUAUUGUCCUUUUAGAAACAUUGUGCAUGAACAUCAUGGAAAUUGAGGCCUUGGUUCAUAGUUAGCAAUACACUCAAACCUGAAUACUGUAAUGAACACCGUUAUAUUGAAAUAUUGGUUAUAAUUAGAGACCAGAUUAUAGGCAAAUGCCUAUUUUGUUUCUUGCAUUCCUAUCAGGCCGCCUUGAUAUGUGAGCAUGAAUUAGAGGUUAAGAAAAGCUUUAAUAGUGUUUUUAUAGUGCCUAUAAGUGCCUAUUUUGAGAAUUGGCAUCUAUAUGAACGCUAUUUAACCUGAAAUUUUGCUUUCGAGUACAGUUGUAGACCUCUAUUCAUGUUAACAGGCAUAUUUGAGCUUUCGGAACUCUAUGGGGUGCAACCUAUACUCCAUCUUACAAGUUCCUUCCUACACUGUCAAGGCUACAAAUUCUCUUAGCUAAUAUAAAGGCCGAUUACCCUCUACACAUGUAUUCGACCGCAUCGCGCCGUCUAGUCGGCGUCCCCCCCCCCCGGCAUUUUCUCACAUGCGUAGGGAGCAAGGAUGUGCUUCUGUGCAGCCGCAGGAUGAUGCAGAAUGUAUGCGAAACUGUGGAGUGUCAUCAGGAGAAAGUAGAAUGUAGAUAAAAAAAGAUGUUUACAUGGUUUUUAUUUUGUUUCUCAUUUACUUUUUAAUGGGUGCUGCACUAGGUCAUAUGAGAAAUUUUACUUACGUACUGGAAGUUGUUGCGUGCCCAAUCAAAAGCUUUGUACCACUAAAAAUUUUAAUUGAGUCAUCACAAGCCGUGAAAGCAUGAUGUGAGAAUGUGAGCUUGAAGCCUUUGCCACUCGGCCGGUGUAGAUUUUGCAAGCCAAAUUUCUUCAGUGCCCUCUUCAGUAUUGGAUCAACUCGGAGCCGGAAGAUCACACGACGCAGGAACAUCAACACGUCAUGUGCACGCAAGGUUGUAUUCGCAUGGCAUGACCAUGUCAGGUUGAGCACACAAGCGGUGUUGUGUCGUUAUGGCAUUCUCUGUAUUGUACUGUCGGUUUCUGUGGGUUGGAUCUCUCUAUGCGCACACGUUUGGAGAGGCUGGCAUGGAUCAAGAAUGCCUACCACGAUACACAGCAUUGCACCGCUGGAACUGCUUCUGGGACAAUGCACCGAAGACGCACCGAGCAUUGCGAAAGCUGGUACCAGCAUGAUGCGAGAAUGGCAAGAACACCAACACAAACAAAAUGAGUCUCGCUCGAUACGAAGUUAAAAAGAAUUAUUCACAUAGAUUCUGUUUAUAUAUUUUAAUAUUUUGUCAACCUUCAUAGGCAACAGAUUGCACAAAUUACUUAUGUUACCUGUAAUAAUUCUCUCAAUUUCGCGUACUACUUUGACGUACACAAAAUCAUUCCUUGUAUACGUCGUCCUCCAUCAUGUUGGGGCACAUGCCUGUGAGAUGCAGGUCAAGCAUUCAGUUUGACAUUUUACCUCUUUCUGGGUUGCAUAGCAUUGCAAAUCCUGGAAGAUGAGAUCGUGAGUUCCCAGUGCAUGCAUUCCCAUUGAGUGCUAUAAAUUCUCAAAACCUUGUAAUAGGCCCUGAAGGUGUUGACAGAAGAAAAAUUGACCCGGUGUGCUUAGACCAAGUUAUUGAUUGAUAUGUGGGGUUUAACGUCCAAAAACCACUACACGAUUACGAGAGACACCAUAGUGGAGGGCUCCUGAAAUUUCAACCACCUAGGGUUCCUUAACAUGCACCCAAAUCUGAGCACACAGGCCUACAGCAUUUUCGCCUCCAUCGAAAAAUGCAGCCGCCACAGCCGGGAUUUGAUCCCGUGACCUGCAAGUCAGCAGCAGAGUACCUUAGCCACUGGACCACCGCGGCGGGGCGGUUAGACCAAGUUAAUACGAGGCAAAAAUACCCUUCUGGCCUCGUAGCGUUCUGGCUAUUUUGCUCCUGUGUUGCCCUUCUCAGCCAUGCCGAAAUGACAAAAGACCCAGGAGCGUGUUUAUUAGACGGUGGACACUUAACUUGCCACGAUGGACUAAAAAAGGAGUGAUCAUAUUCUGAAAGCCCUGCGAGAGUAAAAAUUUCAUAACUAUGCUGAACCAUUCACGCCUUUGUACCUUCAUAAACUAAAACAUUUGUUUGCUUUUCCUGUCAUAAAGAUUCCACAUGUAUUUUUUAGAAACUUUUUUUUUUCAAUUUUGUCAGUUUAUUGUGCCUAUAUUUACGAUUUUGGGGACCUAGAGCAAUGUUUUUGCCCACCUAUCUUUGGCACCUAAAACAGUUUUUUUUAGUGCCUAUAAACCCGGCUGCUAGUAAUAACGAAGUAAAUGAAAAAUACCCUUGCAAUAGUGUUAUAACAAACUUGUGUUUUUGUAAGGUGCUACUUUGUUAUAAUGAGGUUUGAGUGUAGCUGUGAGCAUAUAUCUUCACUGUUUGCUUAUGCCAUGUUUUUAGGUGCAUAGGUAAACAUUUUAUACUGUUAAUCGGUAUGCUUGUGUGAAAGCUUUGCUUCCUUCCUGGCCUGUAUACUGUUAUCUGCGACAGUGUCCAGUUUUUGUGGCUUCUUUCUGCGGUAGUGGGUUUUGGGAUAGAACAUUUUUGCUCCGUUUCCAAACAGUUACAGCAGUGUAAUAUUCAUUAUGCUAGACCUAUCUGAAGAGAUAUAAAGGCAGUCACUAUUAACUAGACCUUCAAGCAGUCUUCUAGUAUUCAUAUUAAUCAAUAAAAUGUUCAGCCACAA